Rhipicephalus sanguineus (brown dog tick) is the source of this 455-nucleotide messenger RNA. RefSeq lists its product as uncharacterized. The record is from RefSeq and is a predicted model, not a curated record. Bases 13 to 396 code for a protein of 127 amino acids. The transcript has 2 exons. NCBI's taxonomy places the organism in Eukaryota, Metazoa, Arthropoda, Arachnida, Ixodida, Ixodidae.
GCCCUGCAAGCGAUGUUAAUUGUCUAUAUGCAGGCGACGUACAUUGACCGCAUGCUGACGUACACCCCGCCCGUAUACGACGGCUCGCAGUACCCGGGCGAGUACGAGGCGCUGGCCUGGAUCAUCGGCUGCACUGGGCUGCUGCAGGUGCCCAUCGGUGCAUUCGCAUGCGUCCUCGAAAAUGUCAGGUACCCGGCGCGAGCCUUCCAGCCGGAGUACCACUGGGAACCGAACACGCCGAACCGAGUGAACGCCUACUUCGAGGAGCUCGAGGAACAGGGCGACUCGAGCGCCGAUGUACAGGGCGUUCUGUAUGAGGCAACGGAGGCGCUCGAGGUGUCCAUCGAUCUCGACGAGCCCCUGGUGUUCAAGCCUGAAAUGGAUGCUUCGACGUAGGCCUAAGUGUUGCGACGAGGGCAGCGAAACCCGUGACCGGCAUUACAGUGCUGUUCACG